Amoebophrya sp. A25 is the source of this 1322-nucleotide messenger RNA. The record is from the annotation of a GenBank genome assembly. NCBI's taxonomy places the organism in Eukaryota, Dinophyceae, Syndiniales, Amoebophryaceae.
AUGGGAGACCAGGGAGAGUCUACGCGAGUGUUCGUGCACAACUUGCCGUACAACAUGGACGAGAAGGACAUCCGCGACUUCCUGCGCGAUGCGGGUGAGAUCCGCCAUGUUGACGUAAAGCUUGGACGUGACGGAAGACCGCGUGGCAUCGCUAUCGUCGAAUUUGAGAAAGAUGAGGAUGCGAAGUAAUGAUAAAAAAGUUCAUGUGGUCUCGUUUCUUUUGUAGUUGGUCCUCUAGUUGUAAGUAUUGUGCCGCGUGGUCAUCUCUACUCGGGUCGCAACGGAACCAGGCAGUUACUUGUAGCUGCUACGUAGUUCGAAUGAAUGAAUAAGUGAAGUAAAUUGUAAAUGCAGGCUCGUGUCGCUGUGGUCCUGUAGUUCCUACACCAAUUAAACUGAUCUUCCAUCUACUGGCGUCUCCACCAGUAACAAGAUCAUCUUCAUAUCAAAGACACCACCGGGAUCGGGUGUACUGCUUAAACAUACAGGAUACCCACACACUCUGUUCAUUUCCCAGGUACUGCAUCAGCAAGAUGGACGAGACGAAGUUGGACGGUCGCACGAUCACCUGCCGUGAGGAUCGUGGCAGUGGCUAUGUCCAUCCGGAUGCUUUCAAGAAAAAAGGCAAGGGCAAGUUCGAGUACGAUUACGGACGUGGCUCUCCGCGUCGUGGUGGAGGUGGUCGUCACGAUUCUCGUGCCCGCGGACGUGGACGCAUUAAGGCUAGAUAUAUCGACAUAGAAGUCAUCAAAUGAUUCUAAUUUAAACUAUCUCUACGGUGAUCAAGAACGGUCAACAUAACAGGGACAUCCACAUGACAUUUCAAUUUAUAAACUAAAAGAUGAACUCACUUUUCUUAUCAAGAAAAAAUAACAAGAAUAGAAAAGAGCAAGAGGGUGGUCAAAUACAGGCUCCUUUUUUGUUAGACCAGGAUUUUUCUCGUUGCGCCACGUUCUUAAUCCUUUUUUACAUUUUGCGAGCCUAACAAGGCCCAACCUCUUCGGGACCGCUGGGGCAAUCCCGUUAGCUUCGCAGUAAACCCUCGGAGCGGGACUCCCCUCCCAAGAAAGGCGAAGUGUGGACAAGCGCCUCCAGGGGAGUCCCAACCCUUGGGAGGCUCGACGCGGAGGUGCUUUGGAGGGGUGGCCAAAGAAAUAGAGGCUCCUUUUUUUGAAUGUCGUACUUCAUCCUCUAAUCAUCGCGGCGAUCGCUAUGGUGCAGGCUCUUCCCGUGGCUACGGCAAGGGUGGCGGCUACGGCGGUCGUGGCAACUCUCGUGGACGCAGCCGCGGACGUCGCGAUUCCCGAGGACGCGGAAAAUAA